This is a messenger RNA of Wyeomyia smithii (pitcher-plant mosquito), 619 nucleotides long. Its product is annotated as translation initiation factor IF-2-like. The record is from RefSeq and is a predicted model, not a curated record. The coding region runs from base 102 to 509 and encodes 135 amino acids. The transcript is spliced from 2 exons. Lineage: Eukaryota; Metazoa; Arthropoda; Insecta; Diptera; Culicidae.
UAAAAGCCCAUCCUAGGGACCAUCGAUUACAGUUCGCUUCCCACCGCCCAAGCAAACAUAAAGGUUUUAGUUUCACAACAAGAAUCGAAUCUCUCGGCAAAAUGUUCAAGGUGAUCGUAUGCGUAUUUGCAAUACUGGCCAUUGCCAGCGCGUUCCCAUCGGAUAUUACCCAUCCCGAAGGAGGACGUGGUAACUUUGGCCCAGCUCCUGCAGGAGCUCAUGGUAACUUUGGACCAGCUCCUACAGGUGCUCGUGGUAAUUUCGGCCCAAAUCCUGCAGGAGCACGUGGUAACUUCGGCCCAGCUCCUGCUGGAGUUCCACCAGCACGAUCGCCAGUUCAUUCCCAGGCUGGACCGGACGAUCUGGCCGCUGCCGAUGGUGAGGGCGACAAGGAAGGUUUGGAAAAGUCGGAAACGUUUGGUUUUGGAUACUAUCCAAGAUACUACCAUUAUGGAUACUCGCCGUACUACUAUUACUAUCCACGCUACUAUAGCACUUACUGGUGGUGAAUGGUUAAUAGUUACUUAGGUGUUUGCUAACUGCAAUACCAGUUUAAUAAUGAACUGAUUUAGAUUUGUAAAUAAAAUUAUUUAUUUAAAAUAAAUGCUUGAAAAGGUAA